CUUUAGUUGUGUUUAAUUGUCGACAAUUUUGUUAUUGUUUUGUGUUUUGUAUGAAAAUGUGAGUCAAAUGUAUGGACAGCUUGUGUUGAUUAGUGAUCAAGUGAUCUACAGUUGAUGUGACACUAGAAGUACUGAAAUGCCUGACAAUGAGACCAACGAUAACACCAACAAAAGACCCAAACGAAGAGCCGCUCAGAGGACAUACCUGUCCUAUGAGAACACGAGUGUCUGGUCUGAAGAUAAAGAUCUGAAGAGAGCUCUGUUGGCAUCACUUCAAGACGCGAAGAAGAGCUCAUCGAAGACUCACUCAGUUUAUGAACAAAACCAGAAGAAGCAGUCCAUCACUGGUAAAGCCAACAGAAGUGAUACAAAAUUGAGUGCUCACAACGGUUCCCAAGCCGUCAUCUCCAACGCGAGUCAGCCAUUGGUUGCGGACAACAGUCUGUUGUCUUCUGCCGCAUACCGGAGGAAGGUUUCGGCGCAACGAAAGUUCGCUCAAAGCUGUGGGUUUGGCGUCAAUAGUCCGGUCUCGACGCCAAUCAAAACAGGUUUCGUUGCCUCCAAUAAAGUGGUCGAACUCUUCCCCAAUCAGAAGCCAAACACCGAAGACUUCCUCACAUUCUUAUGUCUUCGCCAGUCAUCCAUUUUGCCCCCAAAUCUCGACUUCAUUCGAGUUAAUAGUAAUAAGACUGCGAUCGACGACAAGAGACGCGAAUCAGAUUCGCAGAACAUAUCAGACGAUGAAUCGGAAGCCAAUGAUAAGUAUAGCAAUUGUCGGAUCAGAUCCAGUGAUGACCGAAGAGGCAGUUCGUCGAGUAAUGUCAGCAAAACGACAUCAUUGAGCAGCAGAACCAGUCUUCAGACUCUGAACCGAAAGCUUUCUGAACACAAUUUGGUUGAUAAAAGUGAGAGAAUUAGAAGAACUCAAUCCAUGAGUUGUAAAACUGAUGCCAAAAAAGUUGGAUCAGAUUUAGAGCCAAAUCUAAAACCAAGUCAACUGAAGAAGAUCUCGAAAUCGAGCGAUAAUUUAGAAAAUAAAAGCAUUAAUUCAUUGAAAGAGAAGUAUAAACAGCAAAGAAUUGAGAAAAAGUCUUCAAAUCCGUCCAAAAGUGUUACUCAAAACUCCGUUAAGAAAAUUGAUUUCAAAGAGAACUCAAAAGAGAAAAGGUUUGCAUCAGAAAGGAUUCAAACGAGACAACAGUUAAGAACCCAUUCAUACACUCGAAGAGAAGAGAAAAGAGAAGUUGAGGUGAAGUCGAAGAAUACAAGCGGGAGAUCAUCGGAACGGGUGUUGCGUUCGCACCAAACCAUUGUUUUGAGGGAUAGUUCACCAAAAGUGUUGAAACAUCCAAACAAUAUAUUUGUCCGAAAGCCCAACACAAAGACAAAUAAGAGUUUGAAUUCUAGUCAAAUUGGGAUCAAACCCAAGAAAAGGAAAGCCCGUCCAGUGGUUCCGCUCAUUGAUUAUUAUUUUGACAGUGAAUUUGAAAGCGAUUCCGAAAAGAAAGGCAUUAAAAGCGAAUCAAAAAAGAUUUUCAAUGCAAACGAUUUGAAAGCAAAGAAUUUGAAAAAUAAAUUCAAUGACAAUAAGACUAAGAAAAUAACGAAAAGCAUAUCCAAUGAGAAGGAGCGGCGAAGUCCGGGCCGUCCGAAAGCUUCGAUGAAAAGUGCGUCCAAUAUAUCCAAUAAAUGCAAAACUAGUCCCACAUCUGAAUCGACGCGAAGACAAACUCGUAGUUCGCGACCACUUUCGCCGCCAAAAGAUAGUAAAGCCUUAGAAAGAGAGCUAUUGAUUAAACAACAAAUCAUUGCCAUUGAGAAGAAGCACAAGCGUUUGCGUCGAUGUCCUUCUGAUGAAAGUCUUCACUCAUCCUCUUCUUCGAGCAGUUCUUCAUCAUCUGAAUCGUUGCCAAACUCUCUGUCCUCCUCUUCCAGUAUAAACAACACUCGUUUGACGCGAUCUCUGGAACACCUGAAGAAGAUUCGUGACAUCGCAGCCAAACUUAAGAGACAACACAAUCAAAGCAAAACUAAUGGUAGUAAUGAUGUCUCGAAGGGUAAUAAUCGUACGAAUGUUAAGCGAGUUGUAAAUAGACGUCAGAGCAGUCUUAGAGUGAAAGAGACGGCAAAUGCUGUGAAAUCUAUUACCAGUAAUAAGACAAAAGCGGUGAAGAAGUCGGCGACAAAUGUGAGGACUUUGCGGAGAAGGAGGAGUGAGUCGGCCGUGAGUGCAACGAGUGAUACAGAUUGUGAUACAGAGGGACCCGAAGGUGACGAUUGCGAUGACAUCCACAGCGAUAUGAAUGGAACUGAAGACUCGAUGGCAUCCAUUAUGGACGAAGACAUGGAAAGGGCGUCGAUUGUGAUCCAAGACAUGGCCGAAGACAUGAACACACUAUUAGUGAACGGCAGCUCAGAAACUGAUCUCCAAUACGGCAGUACUGAACACAUUCAGGGGCUCAUGACCUGUGAAUUCUCGGGCGCCUUCUCUGACGAGACGAUCACUACCGCCAGUGCCAUACUUUUGCCACAGAACUGUCAUUCCGAGUAUACUUAUGUCCAAACAGAUGACACACAACUGCGCUCUACAGUCGAUGCCUCGACCAAUACAACGGAUGACGACAUAUUGGCCUCUCUGUCCUCAGACGACACCGAGUCGUCCGCUCAUUCAGAAUCCAAUUAUAAGACUCUUUCUGUUGGCACCCAAACAAAGACGGACGGACCUCUCGAAUGAUUUCCAAAUCAUUGCUCUAUUAUUACGAUUUUGUUUAUUAUUUAUUCACUUUUGUCACAAACUCUCAAUUUUUCAAACACGGUAUACAGUAAAUGUGUAUUUAAUAUGAAACAUAUUUUUCAACUCAACUUCCAAUCAACUUAAAGACAAUUAUAAUAUUUUCGCACAUUUUAUCUGAUCAACGAAAU
Molecule: messenger RNA, 2922 nt
Organism: Oppiella nova
Lineage: Eukaryota; Metazoa; Arthropoda; Arachnida; Sarcoptiformes; Oppiidae
Source: the annotation of a GenBank genome assembly